CACACCUGGUACCAUAGUCUUUGCCCCUCAUUUAUGAAACUCAAUUCAUUAUUUUAGUGGGCGGCUUGACACCCAGCAGCCUCCAUUUAUACCAAGGAAUUUCCUUCCUGGGGGGCCGCCAUCUUCACCUCCAUGCAUUAUUACUAAAUCCUUCCGUUUCUUCCUCCCCUUCUCUCUCCCCAUCCAUCUCUCCCUCUCUCGAUGGCGGGAAAACACGACGAUGAGCAGCUGCUCGUUCAAAGAAACAGCUCCGCCGCCGCGGCCGCCUCCUUCGUCGCCGGCGCAGAUGACAUACCCCCGAUCACAAACCUCCGUGACUUCUCCAGAGAGUUCUGCGCCGAAUCGGCCAAGCUCUGGUUCCUGGCGGGCCCCGCCAUCUUCACCACCAUCUGCCAAUACUCCCUCGGGGCCGUCACCCAGGUCUUCGCCGGCCAGGUAGGGACCCUCGAGCUCGCCGCCGUCUCUGUCGAGAACUCUGUCAUCGCCGGCUUCUCCCUAGGCACCAUGGUGGGCAUGGGAAGCGCGUUAGAAACACUGUGCGGGCAAGCCUACGGGGCAGGACAGGUGGACAUGCUAGGAGUCUACCUACAACGCUCGUGGGUCAUCCUCCUCGCCACGUCAACCCUCCUCACCCUAACCUACAUCUUCGCCGCCCCACUUCUCCUCCUGAUCGGCCAGCCCGCGUCCAUCUCACGCGCCGCUGGCACCUUCGCGAUCUGGAUGCUCCCCCAGCUCUUCGCCUACGCGCUCAACUUCCCCAUGGCCAAGUUCCUGCAAGCCCAGAGCAAGAUGGCCGUGAUGGCCGGGAUCGCGACGGCAGCGCUUGUCCUCCACGCGGCCCUCAACUGGGCGCUUUUAGUGGUGAAUCCGUCGUGGAGCCUCGCCGGCGCGGCGGCGCUGCUGGACGGCGCGUGGUGGUUCAUCGUGGCGGCGCAGUUCGUGUACGUGGUCGGCGGGGGGUGCGGGAAGGCGUGGGGCGGGUUCACGUGGAAGGCGUUCCGUAAUUUGUGGGGGUUCGUGAGGUUGUCGCUAGCGUCGGCUGUCAUGGUUUGCUUGGAGAUAUGGUACUUCAUGGUAUUGAUACUGUUUGCUGGCUAUCUCAAGGAUGCUGAAGUAUCUGUGGCUGCUCUGUCCAUCUGCAUGAACAUUUUGGGGUGGACCAUCAUGGCGGCUUUUGGAAUGAAUGCAGCAAUCAGUGUUAGGAUCUCCAACGAAUUGGGAGCAGGUCAUCCGAGAACGGCGAGAUUCUCGCUGGUAGUGGCCGUGGUGUCAUCUUUUAUGGUGGGCGUCGCCCUUGCACUCAUUCUGAUGGUCACUAAAGACCACUACCCGUCUCUGUUCUCCAACGAUUCAGCCGUGAAACGUGUCGUCACAGAUAUGACUCCCCUGCUAGCUCUGUGCAUCGUCAUUAACAAUGUCCAGCCUGUUCUCUCAGGCGUUGCGAUUGGGGCUGGGUGGCAAGCAGCGGUGGCGUACGUGAAUAUUGGUUGCUACUAUCUGUUCGGGAUUCCGUUGGGCUUGAUUCUGGGCUACCAAUUUGAUAUGGGUGUCAUGGGGAUUUGGUCAGGGAUGAUGGCUGGAACGGUGUUGCAAACUCUUGUGCUUUACUGGAUGAUCUACAAAACUAACUGGAAUACGGAGGCUUCUAAUGCGGAAGACCGGAUAAAGAAAUGGGGAUGAGAUGGAGAGGUGACUAAUCGCUCUGUGAUAUUAACAAACUGCUACAUCAGUCUUUCGGUAAACAACCAUUUGAAUGUUAAUCGGCACAUCCAUGUUAUUACACAUCAUCGGUAUUAUGUUUGUUGUUUUUGCUCUAAUGGAGUAUUUGCCCAAUCUUGUAUUGGUGUAGUUUACAAAAAUGAAGGUAGAAUAUACAAUGAUAAGAUGAAGUUGAAGAUGAAAUUUUUCGAAAUGUAAAUAUGAGAGUGUGACAACCAAGGCCGACUGUUAGCUUGUGUUCGCCAGCUCUAUAGAACAAGGCCUUCAAUAUAGAGAUGGGAUUAAUUAUGAGUUGUCGGAAUCUCAAAUAUCGGAGUAUAAGAUGGAGCAUAAAAAUAAAACAUUUAUUUGUCUUUCAUUUGCUAAUAAACACUUUGCAUAAUGCACACCAGGUUUUAGAUUCAAAUCUUGUUUAUUGUAUUAUUCAUUUAAGUAAAUGUCUUUUUAUGCCUAUUAAUUUAUCAUAACUGAACUAAACCGUCCCUCCACUUUAAUAGUUUAAUCCUUUUAGUUAUUCAACUUAAAGUGUGUACAUUUAACUCUCAUUACAUAGGUAUCCAUUUAUUUAAUAUAACUUGUCUAAACUGUCCAUUCAGUCCCUCCACUUCAAUAUUUUGAUUGUUUUAGUUCUUGAACUUUGGUAAGGCACUAGUGAAGGCACUCGCGCUAUUCUUAGCCUUCUCCAUCGUCAUCAAUUAUGGUCAACCUGUUCACUCUGGUUAGCUCUAACUUUGAACAGCUUCUGGAGACGCCAUCAUGAGAACUAAUCUGCGGGAAGGUGAGGUGGUUCUAUUUCUUCUUUACGGUUUAGGGAUGACUUAGGUAACCAGUUUGUGGAGCGAGAGCGGGAGCGAGAACGUGAGAGCGCCUAUUCAUGAAGAACUCGAGAUAGAGAGCGUGUACAGAGCGUCAUUAUUAUAUUAUUAUUAAUUAUUUUUUAUGGUAGUUCAUACUUUUUUUUGUGAAAAUGAUAGUUAGUACUUAAUAGUUAAUACAAAGAGUACUACAUUAAUAUUUAAUAAAAAUAUCAAUUAAUUGAAAUAAAAAUAGGAAAGUAAUAAAUAAACGGAUUGAAGAAGAAACACAAAAGGAAAAAAUUAUUCACCCUACAAAAUAGGAUAGACAUGUACAUAUUUACCUAUAAUUUAUCAAUUUUACUUUACUCGUUCCUCAAUUUCCAUCUUCUUCCAUUAUAAAAACAAAAAACAAAAAGUUGACCGUCUGCUCAACUGCCUUCCUCCACCCACCGUCGAGUACUAAUUCCGGCGAAGAUUCUCAAAAUCCUUUUUAUGUUCUGAUAGUUCGACAGAUAGAUGGGCUUUCCCAUCUUGCUUUGUGAUGAUCUCGUCCCUCAUCUUAUUGUCAAAGUUGUUAUAGCUUUUCAAGUUUAGAAGCUACCGCCGGUGGUUCCAGCUGGCUACAGUGAGUGAUUUCAAUUAGAGGAAAUAUGUAAUGAAUAAAUCUCGUUCAUCUAACAGAAAGGAGGAAGGGAGAUUGACGUUUACUAAUGCGACGACAUUGCAUAAGGGGGAAAUAACGGGGCUGAUGAAGUUAAUAUAUCUCUGUUCUAGUUUUAAAGAGUUAGACGGCGAGAGAAGCUUUUCCUCAACCAAUUCGCGAACUCAAAAAAAUAAAUCGCGCUCUCUACAAAGUUGGUUCACGAAUUUUUCCCGACUUCCAAAGAAUCCGCAUUUAGACGCGCUAGAGCGGGAGCGGCAGCCCUAUGCUGACGAAUUAGGUAACCUAAGGGGUGACCCGUAAUCAUUGGAGCAGUAUGGCUAGCAGCAGUGGCACACGUGAACAUUGUAAUCAUGUCAGUCUCGUUGAACUUGUUUUAGUUUUUUAACUCUGGAUGUUGCAGGGGAUCAGGUAUCGUAUGCUUAACAAUACUACAGACUAUGCUUCUCUUCUGGACGAUUACAGAAACCAACUGGAACGAAGAGGUGCGUGUUGAUGGUUUUUGCUAAUAGAAAGUUUGACCAAACUGGUCAAGUGGAAGAAAACUUGACAGAAAUUAUUUUGGGCUAUUGAAAUGCAGGCUUCUGCUGCAGAAUAAAGGAUAAGAAGAUGGGGAGGAGAUGAAGGAACCAAAGAGAUUAAUGCUUGACAAGAAAUGGAAUCUAGUAUCCUCCAUAAUGGGGAGUACUGCACUCCCGGGCAAUCCCAGACCAUGUCACUACCCAGUUGUUAUAUGGCUACCUUUGAAGUUUGAACUUAACUCGUACCUUCACAUCAAAGAUGGGGGAAUAAAGUAGCUUUCCUUACUGCAAGAUGUUUGCUCUUGCACAAUUUGAAUAGAAACAGUAAGACUCAACACACAGGAUAACGACGAAACCACAAGACCUUGGCAAGUAAACUGCCUCUGGAAUCUAACAACCAAAUUCAAGCACAGUCACAGAUCAAAGACAUUCUGGAAGAAAGGUUCAGCAAUAUUGAUUGCUAAAGAUGGAUCGUCUAGUUGUAAACAAAGGUACAAAAGCCAGCCAUGAACAUACUGCUGUACAAGUCAUUUCAGGUUUCUUUCAUAGCCCUCCAGUUUUGGCAUUGACAUAGAACAGAGGAACCUGCCUUAACAUACACCAUAGGUAACUGCCGUCGACUGCUGAAUACAAACUAUCAUCUCAC
Molecule: messenger RNA, 4344 nt
Organism: Linum trigynum
Lineage: Eukaryota; Viridiplantae; Streptophyta; Magnoliopsida; Malpighiales; Linaceae
Source: the annotation of a GenBank genome assembly